This is a messenger RNA of Diospyros lotus (date-plum), 2678 nucleotides long. RefSeq names its product LRR receptor-like serine/threonine-protein kinase FEI 2. The coding region runs from base 289 to 2076 and encodes 595 amino acids. Gene Ontology annotation, molecular function: protein kinase activity; protein binding; ATP binding. The transcript has 15 exons. The record is from RefSeq and is a predicted model, not a curated record. NCBI's taxonomy places the organism in Eukaryota, Viridiplantae, Streptophyta, Magnoliopsida, Ericales, Ebenaceae. Gene Ontology annotation, biological process: protein phosphorylation.
CCUGUCCACUUUGUCAUUUAAUGUAUUAGCCAGUCGCUUGUGAACUCUCUCACCGUCGCAUUUUGCCUCCUCGAAUCCGGAAUCCAAGGCUCCACAAGGACGCGCAGCGGCUAUUACCUUUUGCAGCUUGGCCUUGGCUGCAAAAACGUAAUCGCAGAUCGAGUCCAGGAUUUUGUCUGUUUCUAUUUGUGUCUUCACCUGGUAGAUGGCAUCGCUAACCAGAUAACUAUAUCUUCAAGGCGAGCCAGAUGAUUUAUAGCAACUCUAUUACGCUUUCCCAGUGCCAGAAUGGGCAACCUUUCUAUCGAUAUUCAAAAGCUAUUGCUUUUUUAUGUUCUUCUACUUUCUGUUAUGGUGAACAAUGCAAGAGCUCUCAGUCCUGAUGGUGAGGUUCUUGUAAGCUUUAGGACAGCCAUUGUGAAUUCAGACGGUGUCCUACUUCAGUGGAGGCCAGAGGAUCCUGAUCCUUGUGGGUGGAAAGGAGUAAAAUGUGAUUCAAAAACAAAGAGAGUUAUAUCUUUGAGCCUUCCCUAUCACAAAUUGAGUGGACCCAUAUCACCAGAUAUCGGGAAGCUGGAGCAAUUGCAGUUCCUAGCUCUUCAUAACAACAAUUUUUAUGGGACAAUUCCUCAAGAGUUGGGCAAUUGUACGAAGUUGAGAGCAUUAUAUAUGCAGGGUAACUACUUAAGUGGAUCAAUUCCUAGUGAACUGGGAAACCUGUCCAUGCUUGAAAAUCUGGAUAUUUCUAGCAACUCUCUCAGUGGAUCUAUUCCUCAAUCAAUUGGGAAGUUGUACAAACUCUUAAAUUUAAAUGUGUCAACCAAUUUUCUGAGUGGGCCAAUUCCAUCCGAGGGUAUCCUUGACAAAUUCAUGGAGAGCUCCUUUGUGGGUAAUAGUGGUUUGUGCGGGAAACAAGUCAACAAGAGAUGUGAUGGUGCCAGUAAUCCUGCAACUGACUCCACACCCUCCAUUUCAGGACAAAACCAAGGUGGAAAGAAGAAAUAUUCUGGACGACUACUUAUCAGUACAUCUGCUACUGUUGGUGCACUGCUUUUAGUUGCCUUGAUGUGUUUUUGGGGCUGUUUUCUUUACAAGAAACUUGGUAAAAAUGAUAAUAGAGGUCUUGUGAUGCAUGUUGGUGGAGGUGCAUCAAUUGUGAUGUUUCAUGGAGACUUGCCAUAUUCUUCAAAGGAUAUCAUUAAGAAAUUAGAGACUCUGAAUGAGGAGCACAUAAUUGGUUCAGGUGGGUUUGGGACAGUAUACAGGCUUGCGAUGGAUGAUGGUAAUGUAUUCGCUUUGAAAAGAAUCCUAAAGAUGAAUGAUGGGUUUGAUCGCUUUUUUGAGAGGGAGCUUGAGAUUCUUGGGAGCAUAAAGCACCGUCACCUGGUGAACCUGCGAGGGUACUGCAAUUCUUCAACAUCAAAACUUUUAAUCUACGAUUACUUAUCCGGUGGUAGCCUAGAUGAGGCUCUUCAUGAAAGAUCUGAGCAGCUAGACUGGGAUACACGGCUAAAUAUCAUCAUGGGAGCUGCAAAAGGGCUGGCCUACUUGCAUCAUGAUUGUUCCCCGCGUAUUAUACAUCGGGAUAUAAAGUCAAGUAACAUCUUGCUUGAUGGCAAUUUCGAGGCUCGAGUAUCUGACUUUGGACUAGCCAAGUUAUUGGAGGAUGAGAAAUCUCAUAUUACAACUAUUGUGGCUGGAACAUUUGGUUAUCUAGCUCCUGAAUAUAUGCAUAGCGGUAGAGCAACAGAAAAGACUGAUGUUUACAGUUUUGGGGUUCUAGUGCUUGAAAUAGUGAGUGGGAAGAGACCAACUGAUGCAUCAUACAUUGAAAAGGGCCUCAAUAUUGUUGGCUGGUUGAAUUUUCUUGUUACAGAAAAUAGACAGCGGGAGAUUGUUGAUCCUUACUGCGAAGGGUUUCAGACAGGAAGCCUUGAUGCACUGUUGUCAGUUGCCAUCCAGUGUGUGUCUUCAGUCCCAGACGAUAGACCAACCAUGCACAGAGUUGUCCAAAGACUUGAAUCUGAGGUCAUGACCCCUUGUCCAAGUGACUACUAUGAUUCCAACUCUGAGUGAAGCUUUGCGGAGACGACAAAGAAAUUUUGGGUCAGCACUGCUGUUUCCAAGUGGAAAAUCAUAGCAGUGAAAAGGGACCACAAUCUGCGAAGGCAAUCUUGUUGCUCUGUUUCGAUUCAUUCAAAAUCGAAACCCUAGUUCGCUGAUUCGUUUAUGAUUUGUUUCGAUUUGUUCAAUAUCGAAGCCCUGGUUCAUCGAUCUAUUUGAUCUUGCUUCAAUUUGUUUGAUCUCGCUUUGUUCGAUCUCGUUUAAAAUUAAAACCCUAACUUAUAUAUCUGUUUGAUCUAGCUAUUGUUCGGACAGAUUCGACUUUCUAUCGAUUUUUUGAUCGUUUAAUUUUUUGUGUGGUCAUAUUCUAAUAUGAUCUAAUCUGUUCUUCGAGCUUCUUAUAUGGCUGCGAUGGUGCCUAGUUCCUCCUCUUUGUUGAUGAGCAACACUGUUGUUGAUGACGGAUCGAGUCUAUAUUUUCUUCACCACUCAGACAGGCUUGGGCUUGUGUUGGUUUCUCAGCCAUUGACCGGACAUAAUUACACCUCUUGGAGUCGGGCUAUGACGAUUGCUUUGUUCGUGAAAAAUAGGUUAGGUUUCGUUGACGGUACCAU